AUGAUCACCGUUUUUACGCUCUGCUUUUGCUGUUUUUCUAAAUCAUUUACGACGCUCACCGGUGCGACCCCUCGCAUGCUCUCUGCCCAGCUCCUCGCCCUGCAACCUCACGCGCUCCGGCCCGCGCUGACGCCGACUCGCCGUGGCUCUUCGUUUUGGUCGGAACCGUGGACCGAGCCACUCCUCUUCCAGUCGGCGUGGCGGAUGACGCUCGACAUUCAGAGCGGCGGCGCCCGCCUUGCGGUUCCGUUGGAGAUCACAUUCUCGGACGAGCCUGUCGCGAGUGGUGACUUUCGCUGGACCGUCGAGGAGCCAACUUGCUGCCCCGCGAGGCGGCUCCUCGCUUCAGCGGGCGCGUUUGUCGGCCCUAAAGGUGAGGUGAGCGUCGAGGCCCGGCCGGGCGGCUGGCUAGCCGAGCCGCCCGACCGCUGCGGCAGAUCCGCGCUCCGCUUCUACAUCGACUUUCCCGACGGGGCGCAGCGCAACGGCGCCGCCCUUCCUCCGGGCCGCGCCUUCUUUCGCGCUGCGUGCUGGGAUGGCGCGCAGCUGCGCCAGUUCGAGGCAGAGGCCGCUGCCGUCCGGGCGGAGCUGGAUGCGCUGGGUGCGGCAGCCGAGGCGUCCGCCUCCCUCGGGCUGUCCGCUGAGCGGGCGGAGGCGGCGGUGCCGAGCGAGCGGAGGCAGCUUCUCGAGUACCAGCUCGAGAUUAUCGAGCGAUCGAUGCCGGACGAGAGGGGCCCGGGAGACCUGCAGAUGGCGGCGGGAGGCGAGCUGAGCAUCAAGACGGACGGCGUGGCAAAUAUGUGGGGUUUGAUCAGCAGCAACUUUGACACCAUCGGAGGCUUUACCUUUGCUCCCAUUCGCCCGGCCGGCGCCGAGGUGUCGUAG
Emiliania huxleyi CCMP1516 is the source of this 885-nucleotide messenger RNA. RefSeq lists its product as hypothetical. The coding region runs from base 1 to 885 and encodes 294 amino acids. The record is from RefSeq and is a predicted model, not a curated record. Lineage: Eukaryota; Haptophyta; Isochrysidales; Noelaerhabdaceae. The transcript has 3 exons.